AUGGUAGCUGUCGUUGGUGACUCUGGAUCCACACAAUCAAUUGCGAUUUCUCUGAUUAUUGGAUCCUUUGACAUUCCCCAAGUCAGCCACUUCUCUACUUGUGCUUGUUUGUCUGAUAAGAAGCAGUUCCCAAACUUUUUCAGAACAAUUCCCAGUGAUGCUUUCCAAGCUGUAGCUCUGGCAAAGCUGGUGAAACACUUUGGCUGGACGUGGAUAGGCGCUAUCUGCUCUGACUCAGACUAUGGCAAUAACGGGAUGGCCUCUUUUCUCAAAGCAGCUCAAGAGGAAGGGAUUUGUGUGGAGUUUUCAGAAUCCUUUUUACGAAGCAACCCGAUCAGCAAAAUCCAAAGGGUAGCCGAUUUGAUCCGCAGGUCAACAGCUAAGGUUAUUGUUGCCUUUGCUGGCAUGGGAGAAAUGGAUGUCUUGCUGGAGGAACUUGCCACAAAGCCUUCGCCAUCUCGUCAGUGGAUAGGCAAUGGGGAUACAGACAAACAAGUGUGUAAUGGAAGUGAAGACCUACAAAAGGUUCCAAAUGAUUUUAUCCUAUCAUCUCAGCUGAGAAUAACUACCAUGGUGUAUAAGGCUGUUUAUGCAAUAGCUCAUGCUAUUCACAAUGUUGUCUGUGUGGACAAAAAUGCAACAGCCCAGUGUGACAAACAUUUGAUGCUGGAAUCCAAGCAGGUUUUAACUGCACUAAAGAAAGUAAAUUUUACCCAGAAUGGCUAUUCUGUGUCUUUUGAUACUAAUGGAGAUCCUGUGGCUGCUUAUGAGCUGGUCAACUGGCAUAAGGGUGAGAGUGGAAAUAUUGAGUCUGUAACUGUAGGAUACUAUGAUGCAUCCCGACCAAAAAAUAAAGAACUCUAUAUAAACAAAAAUCUAACCUGGAUGGAUGGUAGACAAGAAGUUCCAGUGUCAGUGUGUUCUGACAGAUGUCCUCCAGGAACUUACAAAGUGCUGCAAAAAGGAAAACCAAUCUGUUGCUAUGAUUGCAUAAAAUGUCCUGAGGGAGAGAUUAGCAACACUACAGAUUCCUCUGAUUGUUUCCCAUGCCCCAUAGAAUUCUGGCCAAAUGCAGAAAGAGACUCAUGUCAUCCUAAACCAGUCGAGUUUCUUUCCAUUAAUGAGACUCUGGCGAUCAUCCUGGCUUUCUUCUCUGUUGGUGGAGCAUGUCUAGCCAUCCUAACAGCAGCAGUUUUUUUCCAUCACAGAACAACCCCAAUAGUACGGGCCAACAACUCAGAGCUGAGCUUCCUGCUGCUCUUCUCCCUGACUCUGUGUUUUUUAUGUUCCUUAACUUUCAUCGGGGCUCCCACUGAGUGGUCUUGUAAGCUGCGUCACUCAGCUUUUGGCAUCACCUUUGUUCUUUGUAUCUCCUGUGUGCUUGGAAAAACCAUAGUGGUCUUGAUGGCCUUUAAAGCUACACUGCCAGGUAGCAAUGUCAUGAAAUGGUUUGGUCCUCUACAGCAAAGACUGACUGUAGUGCUCUUUACCUUUGUUCAAGUAUUAAUCUGCACUGUUUGGCUUGUGCUGAGACCUCCAUUUCCAAUGAAAAAUUUCUCCACGUACAAAGAGCGGAUCAUCCUGGAGUGUGCUUUGGGCUCUGCCAUUGGGUUCUGGGCUGUGUUGGGGUACAUCGGACUUCUGGCUGUGUUCUGCUUUGUGUUAGCUGUGCUGGCUCGGAAACUGCCGGACAACUUUAAUGAAGCCAAAUUAAUAACAUUUAGCAUGUUGAUUUUCUGUGCAGUCUGGCUCACCUUCAUACCAUCUUAUGUCAGCUCUCCUGGAAAAUUCACAGUAGCUGUGGAGAUAUUUGCUAUUCUGGCCUCCAGUUUUGGACUAAUAAUGUGCAUAUUUGCUCCAAAGUGCUUUAUCAUACUGUGUCAGCCCAAGAAGAACACCAAAAAAUAUUUAAUGAGCAAAAAGUAA
This is a messenger RNA of Oryzias melastigma (Indian medaka), 1926 nucleotides long. Its product is annotated as extracellular calcium-sensing receptor. Lineage: Eukaryota; Metazoa; Chordata; Actinopteri; Beloniformes; Adrianichthyidae. The coding region runs from base 1 to 1926 and encodes 641 amino acids. Gene Ontology annotation, molecular function: G protein-coupled receptor activity. Gene Ontology annotation, cellular component: membrane. Gene Ontology annotation, biological process: G protein-coupled receptor signaling pathway. The record is from RefSeq and is a predicted model, not a curated record. The transcript has 7 exons.